ACAGGGGUAGGGUGCGUACGCAUUUGACAUGGCUGCUGGUUUGUGAAGAAGGAAAAGAAAUGGCUGCCACUGGAGAUGGAGCGAGUGGAGGGGAAUAUACCGAGGAGAGGCCGGCCAACGUCGAAGGGGACGAAGAGCUCAUGAGCAAGAGCCUGCAGAUCCAGUCCAAGCGAUUUUAUAUUGAUUUGAAGAGCAAUCGUCGUGGGAAAUACAUCAAAAUAAGCGAGUUACCCACGAACAGGAGCACAAAACGUAAAAUUAUUCUGUCCCUUGCAUGUGGCAGGGAGUUCCGCGACAAACUGACCAUCUUUGCUGAGUUCCUCGCCCAACAAGACACUGGCAAGUCAGAGGAAACUGUACCAGAAGAUGGUCGUCUCAAAAGUGAGAUGAUUACCGGUGAGAAUAAGAGGUAUUAUCUUGAUCUUAAGGAGAAUAACCGAGGACGAUUCUUAAAGGUUAGCCAAGCGCCCAUCAUAUUCCCCAGAGGGGAUAGGGACUCACGUGGACGUGGUCCCAUGCGCAAGGAGAUUGCCAUCCCAGCUCAGGGUAUCGUGGAUAUUAGGAAUAGCCUGUCUGAGAUAUUAGAGGAAUGUGGUUCUGAUGACGGUGAGCAUGAUGAAGGUCUUGAAUUGCCCAAGCCCUGUGAACUGCGAGUAGAGCAGAAAAGAUUCUACUUUGAUGUGGGAAGCAAUGCACGCGGUGUGUUCCUUAGGAUCUCCGAGGUUACUGCUAAUUAUCGUACUUCUAUCACUAUUCCUAAAGUUGGCUGGGCACGCGUUCGGGAUACUAUUGGAGAUUUGCUGGACAAGGUAGAGGGGGAAGAUUAAACCAUACUCUUUUUGUUUGCAAACCAGCAUCUACUUUGACCAAGAUGUUUCUUAAAAGACCUUUGUAACAAAAGAAUUGCUUCUUAAAAUACUGACUGAUUCUUGAUUCCAACUCCCAUUAGUUAUCGUUGCAGCAGUUUUUCCAGUGCAAUUAGACUUGUCCCACAAAUAGCUACACAGAAUUUGUUUAAAGGAGUACUACAAGGAUUUCGAGGCAAUUUUCUUUUAUUUUUACAAUCAUUUUUGGACGAUCAGAGUUUUAAAUUUUGAGAUAUUCUAGCUAUUUUUCUGAGCUUGUGGUACAUAGCAACGGUAACUAAUGGGAGUCGGAAUCAUGAAUUAACAAGUUGCAAUCCGCGCAUUACUGCAUAUUUAUGUACCUCAACGCACCACAGGGAGCCCAAGCUUGUCCUAAGCUUGUACACCAAUGGUGAAACCCCACAUUUUCAUUUAUAGAGCUUGAUUCUAAAUCUUAAGGUGAUUCUAUCGAGGAAUUUUUUUUUUUAACCAGUAAAACAAAUGCACAACAGCACAUUAAAUUAAAAACAUUGGAAAUGGUGUUUUAGUUCUGAAAUUUCCGCACGGCCCGAGAGACUCAGAAGAGGGUUGAGAUGGUGCUCCUUAGAACUUAGUCAGUGUAUGUAGUAUUUCUGAUGAAGUGAAUGUUUCAUAAGCUAUACUUUUGUUAAAAAGGUCUAUUCGAAAAACAAACAACAAAAAAACACCUACAAAAGAAGAAGGAAAAAAAAAAAGAAA
Actinia tenebrosa (Australian red waratah sea anemone) is the source of this 1583-nucleotide messenger RNA. RefSeq names its product transcriptional regulator protein Pur-beta-B. NCBI's taxonomy places the organism in Eukaryota, Metazoa, Cnidaria, Anthozoa, Actiniaria, Actiniidae. Gene Ontology annotation, cellular component: nucleus. Gene Ontology annotation, biological process: regulation of transcription by RNA polymerase II. The record is from RefSeq and is a predicted model, not a curated record. Gene Ontology annotation, molecular function: DNA-binding transcription factor activity, RNA polymerase II-specific; RNA polymerase II transcription regulatory region sequence-specific DNA binding; purine-rich negative regulatory element binding.